Meloidogyne enterolobii is the source of this 1486-nucleotide messenger RNA. The record is from the annotation of a GenBank genome assembly. NCBI's taxonomy places the organism in Eukaryota, Metazoa, Nematoda, Chromadorea, Rhabditida, Meloidogynidae.
UUUUUUCUUCACUUUUAUUUAAAAAUCUUUCUUUACUAUUUUUGUUGGUUGGCCAAAAAACGUGUUAUAUUUUAUUUUAUUUAUUUUCUCUACCUUUCCCUUCAAGUUUAUUUCCCAUUAUUUGCUAAAGAGAGAACUUGCGCCAACCGCACAAACAAUUCAAUAAUAUUUCCGUUUUUAAAAUUUCGAUUGAAAUUUCCCUCUCUUCUAUUUUAAAGUUACAGGCAAACGUCAAUACUUUUUAAAUUCCUCUUUUAAAUCCUUCUAAAUUUUUUUAAAAAUGUCAAAUACUACUAAAGAACAACAAAAACAACGUAGAAAAACAAUUCCUUUAAGACCUGAAAAUGCAAAUCCAAAUUAUUUAACUUUAAUUAAAGGUUUUGUUGGAAAGGAAUUGUCUAAAAUGGCAUUACCGGUAGAAUUUAACGAGCCACUUUCAAUGCUUCAACGCCAAACAGAAGAAUUAGAAUAUUCUUAUUUAUUAGAUUUAGCCUCAAAAAAAAAAGAUUUAUUUAAACAAAUGUCCUUAAUUUGUGUUUUUGUAAUUUCUGGUUAUUCUACAAUUUCUUUACGUUCAACAAAACCAUUUAAUCCUUUAAUUGGGGAAACUUUUGAAUGUGAUAGAAGAGAAGAUAAAGGGUGGAGGUCUAUUGCUGAACAAAUUUCUCAUCACCCACCAGGAUCUGCACUUUAUGUAGAAAGCAAUUCCUGGUCAUUACAACAAAGUUAUAUUUUAGAAUCGAAAUUAAAGGGUACAAAUAUUUGCCUUAAACCUUGUGGACAAACUUUAAUUAAAUUUAAAGAUGGAAAUACUUUUAGUUAUGGAAAGCUUUCAACUUCCACAAGUUUGGAUUCAAUAAUGAAUAACGGAAAUUCUAAAAAGAAUGGAAAUUCUUUGAAUGAAAAUAAAGUGGAAAUUAUUGGCCAAUUAAUUAUUACAGGCUCUAAAGCUAAAGCUGUUUUAACGUUUUUUGGUGAUUGUAAAAAAUCGGAACAAUAUUCUAAAAAAUAUGUAACUGGAAAGGUUUUUGACAAUGAAAAUAUUGAAAGGUAUAAGAUAGAAGCACAAUGGGAUAAAUGGGCAAAAAUUUUUAAAAUUGGAGAAGAAUCAGAAUUUGAAGAAAUUGUGUGGAAUUCGACAGAAUUACCUCCAAAUUCCAAUAAAAUGCAUAAUUUUACACAAUUUGCUAUUGAAUUAAAUGAAGAAGAAAUGGGUAUUGCACCGACAGAUUCGAGAAGAAGACCUGACCAAAGAUUGUGUGAACUUGGAGAGUUUGGGGCUGCUAAUCGUUUAAAAAAAUGCUUAGAACAGGCACAAAGGGAAAGAAUUAAAGAAAAGGGGAAAGAUUAUCAACCAAAAUGGUUUGUAUUGUUAAACGGACUAUCAAAAGAACAACAACUACCAUUUUAUAAAUUUACGGGUGAAUAUUGGAAGGCAAAAGAAACACAAAAAUGGGAUAAUUGUCCUGAACUGUUUGCUGUCUAA